Molecule: messenger RNA, 240 nt
Organism: Monoraphidium neglectum
Lineage: Eukaryota; Viridiplantae; Chlorophyta; Chlorophyceae; Sphaeropleales; Selenastraceae
Exons: 3
Coding region: 1-240 (79 amino acids)
Source: RefSeq, a predicted model, not a curated record
AUGGCAGCUCACCUCAGCACAGACUUGUACCUCCUGUGCGUUGUCCUCAUUGGAUCAAUUGCCCUGGCGCAGGGGCAGCAGUCUGAGGUGGUGCAAGACCAGGCGCAGCUCGACCAGUACGGCCAGGUGGCGCCGCCCAGCGUGGAGACCAUUGGGGCCAGCCAGAACUACCGCGACUUCGUGAGGGGAUACCUGCAGUACGUGGCGGAGGCUCAGCUGGCCCCGCCCCUCGCGGUCUAA